Molecule: messenger RNA, 1155 nt
Organism: Chara braunii
Lineage: Eukaryota; Viridiplantae; Streptophyta; Charophyceae; Charales; Characeae
Source: the annotation of a GenBank genome assembly
AGUGUCAUGUACUAUUCCUCUUCCGCACCCCUCGAUUCGGUGCCAAGUGGUGACGGCCAGAUCGUUCCGGGCAACUUGCGCUUACGAGCUGCCCCGGGAAAUCGGCCUAUGUUUCCUAUGCAUCAUUGCGGUAGCCGACUCUUCACCAACGGACUUGUCUUCGGACCCCCAGGUGGUGCGAUUGCUGGACGAGUUCGUGGACAUCUUCGAGUCACCUACCAGUGUCACGACGAUGUGGUGCCAGAUCGGCCGAUCUCUCACGAGAUCAUUCUUGAGGACGGUGUCGUGCCGCUGAAAGGUUGCAUCUAUCGGAUGAGUGAGGAGGAUCUUGAGGUCCUCCGCGCACAACUCGACGACUUGUUGGCCAAGGGCUGGAUCCGCCCUAGUAGCUCCCCAUAUGGAGCGCCAGUUCUCUUCGUACGGAAGAAGAAUAAAGAUCUACGAUUAUGCAUCGACUACCGCAAACUCAAUGCGCAAACCGUCAAGAAUGCGGGUCCUCUUCCUUGCAUCGACGAUCUUCUGGAGCGAUUGGGCGACACGAAGUAUUUUUCUACGUUGGAUUUGAAGUCGGGAUAUCAUCAAGUCUCGAUCCGACCGAACGAUCGUUACAAAUCUGCGUUCAAGAUGCGGUAUGGGCAUUUUGAGUGGGUGGUCAUGCCUUUUGGCCUCACCAACGCCCCGACGACCUUUCAAGCGGCAAUGACCAACGAGUUCCGUGCAAUGUUGGACCGGUUCGUGCUGGUCUACUUAGACGAUAUUCUCGUGGAGGAUCAUCUUGGGCAUCUUCGACGAGUGUUGGAGACGCUCCGCUGCGCCAAGUACAAGGCAACCCGAGACAAGUGCAAAUUUUUCCGGCAAGAGCUGGAAUACUUGGCCCAUUUUGUCAUCAGUCCGCUAUCGGACAAGAUUCAGGCCAUCCAAGAGUGGCCAGAGCCUCGGAACGUCACGGAUGUCCGUUCGUUCCUUGGCCUUGCCGGCUACUACCAGCGUUUUAUCAAAGGCUACUCGAAGAUCACGACCCACUUGACCAAGCUUCAAUGCGAGGAUCGGCCGUUUGACUUCGGAGAGGAGGCGCGAGAAUAAUUUUUGGCUCUCAAAGCCGCGCUAUUAUCUGCGGAGGUCUUGCGGAUAUAUGACCCGUUUUUGCCUACGCAC